UUGGAACACAGGAGUGAUGGUUGCUGAUAAUGAGCCUCUAUCCAGGGUGGCGUCCAUCAACACUCUGUGAAAGUCCAUUACUUUGACCGCCUUCUCAUGAGGAAUGUGUCUGGCACGGCAACUUGUCAGACUCCCAUCUCCACCCCUCCUACCUCUGUUCCACCAACAUUGUGGCUGCCCCAAGUCACCUGUGGGAAAACAGACAUGACUGUUAAACUACCUGUUGGAAUGCUGAUAGAUGUGAAGGUGCUUGGUCCAGAAGCGUUGUUGCACGUUCCUGAUGGAUACAUUGUAACUCAGUGGAAAAGUCUCAAUGCCUUGUUUGUCAAAUUUUCCCAAUCAAAUGUGGAGUAUGGCAGUCUCUCGCUUCAACUGGUUUAUCAGAACUCUGCUGGAGAGUUGUCCACCACAAUGGUAUCCUGUUUCCCUCAACCUUUCAACUCAAGAAAUGUAGAAGAACCCUUUGGGGAUUUAUGGGGAUUCCCAAAUAUUCCCACUGCACCCUAUAUGAUAGAUCAAACCCCAGUCAUCACCAAUGUUCCUUCAACAUCUGCAGCAUCUACCCCACUAGAAGCAUUUUGCUUGUGGGGCUUCCCAUUCAUUCCUACUGGAGCUUUUCUUCCUUGUAAAGAAUCCACAACUCCAGCCACUACGACUGUGACCACAACUGCUGCCACUACGGCAGCCGCUGCCACAACGACAGCCCCUGCCACCACAAGUGCAGCCGCCACUACGACUGCGACCACAAGUGCAGCCGCCACUACGACAGCCGCUGCCACAACAACUGCAGCUAACACCACAGCAACAGCAGCCACCACCACAACUGUAGCUGCCACUACGACUACAGCAGACACCACAAAUCAGGCUGUUACCACAAGAGCAGCAGCAGCAGCUACAACAACAACUGCAGCCGCAACUACGACAUUCGCUGCCAUCACAACUGCAGCCGCCAAUACAACCACUACCACAACAGCAGCUACCGCCUCAACUACAGAUACCACUAAGACAACCCAUGCCACCACAACAGCAGCUGCUAACACAACUGCAGCUGUCACUAUGACAACAGCCGCUACCACCACAACUGUAGACAUUACUAAGACAACACCUGCCACCACGACAACAGCCGCUGCCACCACUUCUGCAGCCCCUGCCACCAUAACUGCAGACGCCACUUCAACAGCUCCUGCCACCACAACUUCAGCUGAAAUUACAACAGACCCUGCCACCACAACUGCAGACACCAAUGCGACUACUACCAAUACUGCAGCUUCCACUAUGUCAGCCUCUGCCACCACAGCAACAAUAGCCACCAGCACAACUGUAGCCGCCACUACGACUACAGCAGCCACUGCCACCACAACUCUGGCUGGUACCACAACAGCAGCUGCCACUACGACUGCUAACACAACUGCAGCUACUACUACGACAGCUGCCACUUCGACAAAACCCCAUGCCACCACAACUUUAGCCGCUACCACAACAGCAGCCACUGGAAAUACAAGUGCAUAUGAUACCACAACUGCAGCUGCCCCUAUUAUGACAGCCGCUGACACCACAACUGCAUUUGCCACCACGACAACAGCCAUUGCCACCACUACUGCAGCCCCUGCCACUGUAACUGCAGCCACAAAUAGGAUAGCCCCUGCCAACACAACUGCAGACACUACCACAACUACUACCACAACUGCAGCUUCCACUACGUCAGCCUCUGCCACCACAGCAACAAUAGCCACCAGCACAACUGUAGCCGCCACUACGACUACAGCAGACACUACGACUACAGCAGCCACUGCCACCACAACUCUAGCUGGUACCACAAGAGCAGCAUCUGCUACCACAACAGCAGCUGCCACUACGACUGCUAACACAACUGCAGCUACUACUACGACAGCUGCCACUUCGACAAAACCCCAUGCCACCACAACUUUAGCCGCUACCACAACAGCAGCCACUGCAAAUACAAGUGCAUAUGAUACCACAACUGCAGCUGCCCCUGUUAUGACAGCCGCUAUCACCACAACUGCAGCUGCCACUAUGACGACAGCCGCUGACACCACAACUGCAUUUGCCACCACAACAGCCAUUGCCACCACUACUGCAGCCCCUGCCACUGUAACUGCAGCCCCAAAUAGGAUAGCCCCUGCCAACACAACUGCAGACACUACCACAACUGCAGCUUCCACUAUGACAGUCCCUGCCACCACAGCAACAGCAGCUGCCACCAAAACUGUAGGCACUACAAUGAAUACAGCAGCCACUAUAACAGUAACAACUGCAACCACAAUUGCAGCUGCCCCUACGACAACAACCGCUACCACCACAAUGGCACCUGCCCCUAAGACAACAGCCACUACCACCACAGCUGCAGCUGUCACUAUGAUGACGGCCGGUGCCACCACAACUGCAGCUGCCACCACAACUGCCACUGACACCACCACGACAGCCCUUCCCACCACAACUGGAGACACCACAAAGACAAUCUAUGCCACCACAACUUUAGCCGCUACCAGAACAGGAGCCACAGCAACCACAAGUUCAGCUGCUACAUCAACUGCAGCUGCCACUAUGAUAACAGCCGCUGACACCACUACUGCAGCCCCUGCCACCGUAACUAAGGACGCCACUACGACAACCCAUGCCACCACAACGACAACCCAUGCCACCACAACUUCAGACGCUACCACAACAGCAGCCACUGCCACCACAACUGCAGCUGCAAUAACGACAGACCCUGCCACCACAAAUGCAGACUCCACUACGACACCUACCACAACUGCAGCUUCCACUAUGACAGCCUCUGCCACCAUAGCAACCGCAGUCGCCAGCACAACUGUAGCUGCCACUACAGCUACAGCAGCCACUACAACAGCAGGCGCUGCCACCACAACUCCAGCUGGUUCCACAAGAGCAGCCGCUGCCACCACAACUGCAUUUGCCACCACGACGAAUGCUACCACAACAGCAGCUGUCACUAUGAUGACACUCACUGCCACCACAACUGCAUCUGCCGCUAUGGCGACAGCUGCUGCAACCACAACUGCAGCUGCCAACAUGACAACAGCCGCUGCCACCACCACUGCAGCCCCUGCCACCAUAACUAAGGACGCCACUACGACAGCCCCUGCCACCACAACUAGAGACACCACUAAGACCACUCAUGCCACAACUUUAGUCGCUACCAAAACAGCAGCCACUGCAACCACAAGUGCAGCUGCUACCACAACAGCAGCUGCAAUAAAGACAGACCCUGCCACCACAACUGCAGCCACCACUACGACUGCUAGCACAACAGCAGCUGCCACCACAACUGCAGCUGCCACCACAACUGCAGCUGCCACCACAACUGCAGCUGCCACCACGACAACAGCUGCCACCACGGCAACUGCAGCUGCCACCACGACAACUGCAGCUGCCACCACGACAACUGCAGCUGCCACCAUGACAGCAGCUGCCACCACGACUGCAGCUGCCACCACCACAGCCCUUCCCACCACAACUGGAGACACCACAAAGACAAUCUAUGCCACCACAACUUUAGCCGCUACCAGAACAGGAGCCUCAGCAACCACAAGUGCAGCCGCUACAUCAACUGCAGCUGCCACUAUGAUAACAGCCGCUACAUCAACUGCAGCUGCCACUAUGAUAACAGCCGCUGACACCACUACUGCAGCCGCUGCCACCGUAACUAAGGACGCCACUACGACAGCCCCUGCCACCACAACGACAACCCAUGCCACCACAACUUCAGACGCUACCACAACAGCAGCCACUGCCACCACAAAUGCAGACUCCGCUACGACACCUACCACAACUGCAGCUUCCACUAUGACAGCCUCUGCCACCAUAGCAACAGCAGUCGCCAGCACAACUGUAGCUGCCACUACAGCUACAGCAGCCACUACAACAGCAGCCGCUGCCACCACAACUCCAGCUGGUUCCACAAGAGCAGCCGCUGGCACCACAACUGCAUUUGCCACCCCUACGACUGCUACUAUAACAGCAGCUGCCACUAUGAUGACACUCGCUGCCACCACAACUGCAUCUGCCGCUAUGGCGACAGCUGCUGCAACCACAACUGCAGCUGCCAACAUUACAACAGCCGCUGCCACCACUACUGCAGCCCCUGCCACCAUAACUAAGGACGCCACUACGACAGCCCCUGCCACCAUAACUAAGGACGCCACUAUGACAGCCCCUGCCACCACAACUGGAGACACCACUAAGACAACUCAUGCCACAACUUUAGUCGCUACCAACACAGCAGCCACAGCUGCAAUAAAGAUAAACCCUGCCACCACAACUGCAGCCACCACUACAACUGCCAGCACAACAGCAGCUGCCACCACAACAGCAGCUGCCACCACGACUGCAGCUGCCACCACGACUGCAGCUGCCACCACGACUGCAGCUGCCACCACGACUGCAGCUGCCACCACGACAGCAGCUGCCACCACGACAACAGCAGCCACCACGACUGCAGCUGCCACCACGACUGCAGCUGCCACCACGACAACAGCAGCUGCCACCACGACAACAGCAGCUGCCACCACGACAACAGCAGCUGCCACCACGACAGCAGCUGCCACCACGACAGCAGCUGCCACCACUACUGCAGCCCCUGCCACCGUAACUGCAAACGUCCCUACGACAGCUCCUGCCACCACAACUGCAGCUACAUAUACAACAGCCCCGGCCACCACAGCAACAGCAGCCGCCACCACAACUGCAGCUGCCAACAUGACAACAGCCACUGCCACCACUACUGCAGCCCCUGCCACCACAACUGGAGACACCACUAAGACAACUCAUGCCACAACUUUAGUCACUACCAACACAGCAGCCACUGCAACCACAAGUGCAGCUGCUACCACAACAGCAGCUGCAAUAAAGACAAACCCUGCCACCACAAAUGCAGACGCCACUAUGACUACUACCACAACUGCAGCUGCAAUAAAGACAAACCCUGCCACCACAAAUGCAGACGCCACUAUGACUACUACCACAACUGCAGCUGCCACCACGACGACAGCAGCUGCCACCACAACUGCAGCUGCCACCACGACGACAGCAGCUGCCACCACGACGACAGCAGCUGCCACCACGACGACAGCAGCUGCCACCACGACGACAGCAGCUGCCACCACGACGACAGCAGCUGCCACCACCACGACAGCAGCUGCCACCACCACGACAGCAGCUGCCACCACCACGACAGGAGCUGCCACCACCACGACAGGAGCUGCCACCACCACGACAGCCGCUGCCCCCACUACUGCAGCCCCUGCCACCGUAACUGCAGACGUCCCUAUGACAGCCCCGGCCACCACAGCAACAGCAGCCGCCACCACAACUGUAGCCGCCACUACAACUACAGCAGCCACUACGACAGUAGCAAUUGCCACCACAACUCCAGCUGGUACUUCAAGAGCAGCAGCUGUAACCACAACUUUAGCUGCUACCAGAACAGCAGCCACUGCAACCACAAGUGCAGCUGCCACCACAACUGCAGCUGCCACUAUAAUAACAGCCGCUACCAGCAUAACUGCAGACACCACUAAGACAGCUCCUGCCACCACAACUGGAGACACCACUAAGAUAACUCAUGCCACCACAAUUUUAGUCGCUACCAACACAGCAGCCACUGCAACCACAAGUGCAGCUGCUACCACAACAGCAGCUGCAAUAAAGACAGACCCUGCCACCACAAAUGCAGCCACCACUACGACUGCUAGCACAACAGCAGCUGCCACCACGACGACAGCAGCUGCCACCACAACUGCAGCUGCCACCACGACAACAGCCGCUGCCACCACUACUGCAGCCCCUGCCACCGUAACUGCAGACGUCCCUAAGACAGCCCCUGACACCAUAACUGCAGCCACAUAUAUGACAGCCCCGGCCACCACAGCAACAGCAGCCUCCACCACAACUGUAGCCGCCACUACAACUACAGCAGCCGCUACAACAGUAGCAACUGCCACCACAACUCCAGCUGGUACCACAAGAGCAGCCGCUGCCACCACUACGACUGCGACCACAACAGCAGCUGCCACUAUGAUGACAGCCGCUGCCACCACUACUGCAGCCCCUGCCACCAUAACUAAGGACGCCACUACGACAGCCCCUACCACCACAACUGGAGACACCACUAAGACAACUCAUGCCACAACUUUAGUCGCUACCAACACAGCAGCCACUGCAACCACAAGUGCAGCUGCUACCACAACAGCAGCUGCAAUAAAGACAGACCCUGCCACCACAAAUGCAGCCGCCACUACGACUGCUACCACAACAGCUGCUGCCACCACAACGACAGAAGCUGCCACCACAACUGCAGCUGCCACCACGACAACAGCCGCUGCCACCACUACUGAAGCCCCUGCCACCGUAACUGCAGACAUCCCUACGACAGCCCCUGCCACCACAACUGCAGCCACAUAUACGACAGCCCCGGCCACCACAGCAACAGCAGCCGCCACCACAACUGUAGCCGCCACUACAACUACAGCAGCCACUACAACAGUAGCAACUGCCACCACAACUCCAGCUGGUACCACAAGAGCAGCAGCUGCAACCACAAGUGCAGCUGCAACCACAUGUGCAGCUGCAACCACAAGUGCAGCUGCGACCACAACUGCAGCUGCCACUACGAUAACAGCCGCUACCAACAUAACUGCAGACACCACUACGACAGCCCCUGCCACCACAACUGGAGACACCACUAAGACAACUUCAGCCGCUACCACAACAGCAGCCACAGCAACCACAAGUGCAACUGCUACCACAACUGCAGUUGCCACUAUGACAACAGCCGCUGACAACCCUACUGCAGCCGCUGCCGCCGUAACUGAGGACGCCACUAUGACAGCCCCUGCCACCACAACUGGAGACACAACUAAGACAACCCAUGCCACCACACCUUUAGCCGCGACCACCACAACAGCAGCCACUGCCAUCACAACUACAGCUGUAAUUACGACAGCCUCUGCCACCAUAGCAACAACAGUCGCCAGCACAACUGUAGAUUCCACUACAACUACAGCAGCCACUACAACAGCAGCCGCUGCCACCACAUCUCCAGCUGGUACCACAAGAGCAGCAUCUGCAACCACAGCUGCAUUUGCCACUACUACGACUGCUACCACAACUGCAGCCACCACUACGACUGCUACCACAACAGCAGCUGCCACCACGACCACAGCAGAUGCCACCACGGCAACAGCUGCUGCCACCACAACUGCAGCUGCCAACAUGACAACAGCCACUGCCACCACUACUGCAGCCCCUGCCACCACAACUGGAGACACCACUAAGACAACUCAUGCCAACACAACUGCAGCCACAUAUACGACAGCCCCUGCCACCACAACUGUUGCCACAUAUACGACAGCCCCGGCCACCACAGCAACAGCAGCCGCCACCACAACUGUAGCCGCCACUACAACUACAGCAGCCGCUACAACAGUAGCAACUGCCACCACAACUCCAGCUGGUACCACAAGAGCAGCAGCUGCAACCAUAACUUUAGUCGCUACCAGAACAGCAGCCACUGCAACCACAAGGGCAGCUGCCACCACAACUGCAGCUGCCACUACGAUAACAGCCGCUACCAGCAUAACUUCAGACACCACUAAGACAAACCAUGCCACCACAACUUCAACCGCUACCACAACUGCAGCCACAGCAACCACAAGUGCAGCUGCUACCACAACUGCAGCUGCCACUAUGACAACAGCCGCUGACACCACUACUGCAGCCGCUGCCACCGUAAUUAAGGACGCCGCUAUGACAGCCCCUGCCACCACACCUUUAGCCGUGACCACAACAGCAGCCACUGCCAUCACAACUACAGCUGUAAUAACGACAGACCCUGCCACCACAAAUGCAGACGCCACUACGACAGCCUCUGCCACCAUAGCAACAACAGUUGCCAGCACAACUGUAGAUUCCACUACAACUACAGCAGCCACUACAACAGCAGCCGCUGCCACCACACCUCCAGCUGGUACCACAAGAGCAGCAUCUGCAACCACAACUGCAUUUUCCACCACUAUGACUGCUACCACAACAGCAGCUGCCACCACAACCACAGCAGCUGCCACCACAACUGCAGAUGCCACCACAACAACAGCCACUGCCACCACUACUGAAGCCCCUGGCACCAUAACUGCAGACGUCCCUACGACAGCCCCUGCCACCACAACUGCAGCCACAUAUACGACAGCCCCUGCCACCACAGCAACAGCAGCCGCCACCACAACUGUAGCCGCCACUACAACUACAGCAGCCACUACAACAGUAGCAACUGCCACCACAUCUCCAGCUGGCACCACAAGAGCAGCAGCUGCAACCACAACUUUAACCGCUACCAGAACAGCAGCCACUGCAACCACAACUGCAGCUGCGACCACAACUGCAGCUGCCACUACGAUAACAGCCGCUACCAGCAUAACUGAAGACACCACUACGACAGCCCCUGCCACCACAACUGGAGACACCACUAAGACAACCCAUGCCACCACAACUUCAGCCGCUACCACAACAGCAGCUGCCACUAUGACAACAGCCGCUGACAACCCUACUGCAGCCGCUGCCGCCGUAACUGAGGACGCCACUAUGACAGCCCCUGCCACCACAACUGGAGACACAACUAAGACAACCCAUGCCACCACACCUUUAGCCGCGACCACAACAGCAGCCACUGCCAUCACAACUACAGCUGUAAUUACGACAGCCUCUGCCACCAUAGCAACAACAGUCACCAGCACAACUGUAGAUACAACUACAGCAGCCACUACAACCGCAGCCGCUGCCACCACAUCUCCAGCUGGUACCACAAGAGCAGCAUCUGCAACCACAACAGCAGCUGCCACCACGACCACAGCAGCUGCCACCACGACCACAGCAGCUGCCACCACGACCACAGCAGCUGCCACCACGACAACAGCCGCUGCCACCACUACUGCAGCCCCUGCCACCGUAACUGCAGACGUCCCUACGACAGCCGCUGCAACCACAACUGCAGCUGCCAACAUGACAACAGCCACUGCCACCACCACUGCAGCCCCUGCCACCAUAACUAAGGGCGCCACUACGACAGCCCCUGCCACCACAACUGGAGACACCACUAAGACAACUCAUGCCAACACAACUUCAGUCGCUGCCAACACAGCAGACACUGCAACCACAAGUGAAGCUGCUACCACAACAGCAGCUGCAAUAACGACAGACCCUGCCACCACAAAUGCAGAUGCCACUAUGACUCCUACCACAACUGCAGCUUCCACUAGGACAGCCUCUGCCACCAUAACAACAGCAGUCGCCAGCACAACUGUAGCUGCCACUACAACUACAGCAGCCACUACAACAGCAGCUGCUGCCUCCACAACUCCAGCUGGUACCACAAGAGCAGCCACUGCCACCACAACUAUAGCCACCACUACGACUGCUACCACAACAGCAGCCGCCACUACGACUGCUACCACAACAGCAGCUGCCGCUAUGAUGACAGCCGCUGCCACCACAACAGCAGCUGCCAACAUGACAACAGCCGCUGCCAUCACUACUGCAGCCCCUGCCACCACAACUUUAGCCACUACCAACACAGCAGCCACUGUAACCACAAGUGCAGCUGCUACCACAACAGCAGCUGCAAUAACGACAGACCCUGCCAACACAACUGCAGCUUCCACUACGACAGCCUCUCCCACCCUACCAAGAGCAGUCGCCAGCACAACUGUAGAUGCCACUACAACUACAGCAGCCACUACAACAGCAGCCGAUGCCACCACAACUCUAGCUGGUACCACAAGAGCAGCAUCUGCAACCACAACUGCAUUUUCUACCACUACGACUGCAACCACAACUGCAGCCGCCACUACGACUGCUACCACAACAGCAGCUGCCGCCACGACGACAGCCGCUGCCACCACAACUGCAGCUGCCACCACUACUGCAGCCCCUGCCACUGUAACUGCAGACGUCCCUACGACGACCUCUGCCACCACAACUGCAGCCACUACCACAACACCCCCUGCCACCACAACUUUAACCGCUACCAGAACAGCAGCCACUGAAUCCACAAGUGCAGCUGCUACAUCAACUGCAGCUGCCACUAUGAUAACAGCUCCUGCCACAACAACUGCAGCCGCAACUACAACAGUCACGGCCACCACAACUCCAGCUGGUACCACAAGAGCAGCAUCUGCAACCACAACUGCAUUUUCCACCACUACUACCGCUUCCACAACAGCAGCUGCCGCCACGGCGACAGCCGCUGCCACCACAACUGCAGCUGCCACCACGACAACAGCCGCUGCCACCACUACUGCAGCCCCUGCCACCGUAACUGCAGACGUCCCUAUGACGACCUCUGCCACCACAACUGCAGCCACAUAUACAACAGCUCCUGCCACAACAACUGCAGCCACAUAUACGACAGCCCCGGCCACCACAGCAACAGCAGCCGCCACCACAACUGUAGCCGUCACGACAACUACAGCAGCCACUACAACAGUAGCAACUGCCAACACAACUCCAGCUGGUACCACAAGAGCAGCAGCUGCAAACACAACUGCAUUUUCCACCACUACAACUGCGACCACAACAGCUGCCAUUACCACAACACCCCCUGCCACCACAGCUUUAACUACUUCCAGAACAGCAGCCACUGCAUCCACAAGUGCAGCUGCUAUAUCAACUGCAGCUGCCACUAUGAUAACAGCUUCUGCCAUUACAACUGCAGCUGCCACUAUAACAACAGCUGUUACCGCCACAACUAAAGACACCAAUAAGACAACCCCUGCCACCACACAUUUAGCCACUACAAGAACAGCAGCAACUGCAACCACAACUGCAGCUGCCACUACAACUGCAGCUGCCACUACAACUGCAGCUGCCACUACGACAACAGCCACUACUACCACAACUGCAGACACUGCUAAGACAACCCCUGCCACCACGUCAGCAGCCACUGCCAACACUACUGUAGCCCCUGCCACCAUAACUGUAGGUGCCUCUAUGACAGCCCCUGCCACCACAACUGAAGACCCCAUGAAGACCACCAUUGCCACCACAACUUUAGCCGCUACCACAACAGCAGCCACUGCAGCCACAACUGCAGCUGAUACUACAACACAAGUCUCUGCCACCACAACGACAGCCAGUGCCAUGACAACUGCAUCUGUCACUAUGACGACAGCUGCUGCCACCACAACUGCAGCUGCCACCAUGACAGCAGCCGCCGCUACCACUAAUCCAGCCCCUGCCACCGUAACUACAGAUGUCGUUACGACAUCCCCUGCCACCACAUCAGCAGCCACAAAUAAGACAGCACCUGCCACCAAGCAACAGCAGCCAGCACCACAACUGUAGUCACCAGUACAAUUACAGCAGAAACUACAACAGUAGCAACUGCCACCACAACUGCAGAAACCACUAAGACAACCCCUUUAGCCGCUACCCCUUGCAGCUGUCACUGCAACCAAGAGUGCAGCUGCCACUAUGUAGACAGCCUCUGCCACUACAACUACAGCUGCCACUGUAACUGAGGACGCCACUAUGACAGCCGCUACCACCACAACUGGAGACACCACUAAGACAACCCCUGCCACCACAACUUUAGCCGCUAACUUUAGCCGCUACCAUAACAGCUGCCACUGCAACCAAGCAUGCAGCUGACACUCUGGCAAUAGCUGCUACCACCACAACUGCAGACACGACCAAGACAACCCCUGCCACUAGAACUUUAUCCGCUACAACAAAGGCAGCCACUGCAACCACAAAUGCAGCUGCUACCACAACUGCAGCUGCCAUUACGAUGACAGCCGCUGACGCUACAAUUGCAACAGCCACUACGACAACAGCCGCUACCACCACAACUGCAGAUACCACAAAGACAACCCCUGCCUCCAUGACAACUGCCGCUGCCAACACUACUGCAGCCCUGCCACCAUAACUGUAGACGUCACUACGACAGCCCCUGCCACCACAACUUUAGCCGCUACCACAACAGCAGCCACUGCAACCACAAGUGCACAUGCUACCACAACUGCAGCUGCAAUAAUGACUGACCCUACCAAUACUGCAGCUUCCACUACGACACCCUCUGCCACCACAGCAGCUGCCAGCACAACUGUAGCCGCCACUACGAGUAAAGCAGCCACUACAACAGCAGCCACUGCCACCACAACUCCAGCUGGUACCACAAGAGCAGCAGCUGCAACCACAACUGCAGCCGCCACUACAACAUUCGAUGCCACCACAACUG
Messenger RNA from Oncorhynchus kisutch (coho salmon), 12268 nucleotides. RefSeq names its product mucin-19-like. NCBI's taxonomy places the organism in Eukaryota, Metazoa, Chordata, Actinopteri, Salmoniformes, Salmonidae. Bases 97 to 11373 code for a protein of 3758 amino acids. The record is from RefSeq and is a predicted model, not a curated record. The transcript has 4 exons.